AUGGCAGCAGCACCAACUCGAAUCGACUGGCAUCGCAGCCUCGCAGCCUCGCAGCCUCGCAGCCUCGCAGCCCCGCAGCCCCGCAGCCCCGCAGCUGCUCGACCCGCCGUCCAUGCACCCAGCCCUCGCAAGCACAGCAGCGCCUCCUUCGAGCCUUGCACUGCCAAAAGCAGCCAUACACCCAUCAGGCUGCUCUCAAUGAUCAUUGCUAUCCUCACCGGGGCCGGCCAAGGGAACGCGACUUUGCGGCGCGGAUGCGGGUGGGGAGGCGCUCGGCUGCGCAUCGCUCCGCAUUGCCUGCGUUUGCGUCGACUUUAG
Molecule: messenger RNA, 318 nt
Organism: Moesziomyces antarcticus
Lineage: Eukaryota; Fungi; Basidiomycota; Ustilaginomycetes; Ustilaginales; Ustilaginaceae
Exons: 1
Coding region: 1-318 (105 amino acids)
Source: RefSeq, a predicted model, not a curated record